Xyrichtys novacula (pearly razorfish) is the source of this 5890-nucleotide messenger RNA. The record is from the annotation of a GenBank genome assembly. Lineage: Eukaryota; Metazoa; Chordata; Actinopteri; Labriformes; Labridae.
AUGGCGAUCAACGCUGAUGUGGAGGACUGGGCUGGUGUUGGCAGUCAUGACUCUGGGGAACGGGCAUGGCUCCUGCAGAGUCCCAGUGUGGAUUCUAUCCAGCACCCUGAGCUGGACAGAAGAAGUAAUGGCGGCGUGUCGUCUCUGAGUGCAGUGUUUAUUGUGGUGAACGCAGCCCUGGGUGCUGGUCUGUUGAAUUUCCCUGCAGCCUUCAAUAUGGCAGGAGGAGUGACCGCAGGAGUGUUGCUUCAAAUGGUACGCAAGUCCCAAUGAGGCUCUCAAUACUCUAUGUCCUAUUUAAGCUCUCACUCUUGUCAAGGUGAUAUAUGAAUCAAGCUCUCAGCAAAGUGUAACAGACUUAUUUUCCACACAUUUCUGAUCACCAUUCAUAUUUAGGUUUGUCCUGUUUUUCCGUUUUCUAAUUUAACUUCAUCAAGAGUUUUAAUUGGAUCUGUGAAUUAUUAAAUUUAAGGUGGUAGUGGCACAGCUUUUAUUUUGCUGAGCCCCAUAGAUGAUCAUAUUUUAAAUGUGAAUGUGAAACCUCUGGGAUAAUAACCCCGUGAAUAAUAAACACUGACAGAUCAACUGUAGGAUGUGUUUGUAAUUUUAAGACCUGUCAUGGUUUUGCAUAUUUAUUUCUCUGUGUGUGAUGAUACAAUUAAGAAAUAUAGUUCACUUACAAAAUGGACAAGGAUUAAAGGUCAGCCUUCCAACAUAUAAUAAGGUAUUUCAAAGAUAUAGUGAAGCUGAAAGAGCAAAAACCUAUUUUGUUACUCAAGAAUCUCAGCCCACAGUUUGAACACUAUCCUGUUUUCUGGUGAUCAUCAUAACACAGUUUAUGGACAGUAUAACCAGGAACUAUAAUGUGCUGCUUCUUCUUCUUUUGUUUCAGUUCAUGCUGAUCUUCAUAAUCAGCGGACUGGUGAUCCUCGGCUACUGCUCCCAGGUUUGUUUCAGACUUUGUUGUCUUUUAAAUCUUUCUUUCUCUUUGUGUCUUCGCCUCUUGUUUCUGCAGCUUGUGAUACCAGACUUAUCCUGUUUUUGAAAUCAGCAUAUCUUUUUUUAGAAGUAGUGGUGACAUUAUAGGACCGGCCUUGCGUAAUAACUCUGAUGGUACAUUGUGGCACAUUGCAUAAAGCUCAGACUUUCACUUCCUAGUGGCUCAGACCAAUUCAUACUAGUUUAGGUCAGUUAAAUACAUUUAUCAUGAUCACCCAUAGUAAUUCAAAACCUACAACAUCUUUUUAACGUAGCUGUAAAAUACGAAUAUCAGCUAUCCAUUGAACUUUAUCCUAAAGCAUGUGAUGCCAUGAGAAUAGCUGACCUGAUAAGAAAAAAUUCAGCAGUAUGAUACCUUUUACUUUUGUGUUACCAUGCCUGAAAAACUGUAUUUUCUGUCAGCAGUCAGGUGUGGCAGGUUUACUUUAGAAACACCUGUUUGAAUGCCAUGCAGAGCUGUAAUGAUCCUGCCUGCAUAUCUUUGGAGAUCACUAAAUAAAUCAAAGCAGACAACAGUGCUGUUAGAAGUAAAAGCUUUGUAAAUCACACAUGAUCCAUGUAAGCAGACUUGGUUUAGUUUCUGGAAUAGUCAGCAUUAAAAAAGUGCUGAAUGAAGCUGCUGUGGGUGCAUGAUGGCUGCUCUUGUGAUAAAGAGCUCGGUUUCUGUCAAAUUUCUGCUUUUAACAGCAAGUGUCAGAGAUAUGUGUGGUUUCUGAAUCUGAUGGUAUAUUUUUGGCGGUGACAGGGUGUUUUCUUGGUGCUGUGAUUGAGUCUUGCAUAUGACACCAGAAUUGUGUAUGAAAUCUAAAGACAGCCACUCUUUUGUCUCAGCAUGUACAUAAUCUCAACCCCUUGUUUAUGUGAAUACAGAUGAAUAACUUAAGGGUUUGAGUUUGCAUUCAUUAUUUUAAAUGAUCUAAAAAACAUGACUGUAACUCUGAUAUGUUUACGCAUUGUGAAUGUAUUAAAUGAAGCCUCCAUCCUCACACUACACCACGCUUCUCACAUAAAUCCCUUACGAACAGGAAUACACUCCGACUCUAAGUCAUGUGUCUGCUUACUAACUAUCUGCCUGUUUUCUUCAGGUCAGUAAUGAAAGUACCUACCAGGAGGUUGUGCGAGCCUCCUGUGGGAAAGUCACAGGAGUUAUAUGUGAAGUGGCAAUCGCUAUCUACACCUUUGGGACUUGUAUUGCUUUCUUCAUCGUCAUUGGAGACCAGCUGGAUCGCUGUAAGUAUAUCUAUCUGAGGGAACAGAGAACAGCAGCUGCUCAGUUUCCUCCUAAGUGAACCAGAUUCUUUCAUAGUCGGUGAAUGUUUCUCUUAAUAGUGACAAAUGUCACUAAAAGGAGUCAAGCAUGCUAUACUUUGUCAUAUCUUUGUGUUUUUACGUAGACUCUGUCGUUUUUUUCCGUCAUGUAAGUAGUCUGUGCAUUGACCACAGGGGUAUGUUAUGUAAAACCAGAAAUACUAUUGGUGCUGAUUAACUUUUUUUAAGCUUAUGCCAUCAUUGAUGAGGCCAAAGAGCAUAUUUGAUGUCACAGUCAGCUCUUUUCCUCCUGUAAAUGUGUCCCUCAUGUGACUGACUCUGACGUUUCCUUGUACUGAGACUCUGUAGAAAUCUGAACUCCUGCCUGAUAAUGGAUAAAGAGUUUGACCCUCCACCUCUUUGGUUUUCAAAAAGAAUCCACUGUGUCUUCAAUUAUCUGAUAUAAUGUCUGUAAUAUAUCUUUUUUAAAGUUUUGUGUCAUUCUCUUUGUGCUUUGUUUACAGUGAUUGCAGCGGCAGGGCAUGAUGAGGGCGAAACAGUCAAAUACCUCUGGUACACUGACCGCAAAUUUACAAUUGUUGUCACAGCAGUUCUAAUUAUUCUGCCCCUCUCCAUCCCCAAAGAGAUUAGUUUUCAGAAGUAUGCCAGGUACUCCAUCAACUCACUCCCUUUAUUUUCUCACUAAGGAUACAAAAAUGUUGACGUUCAUGCCUGAGCUGUUGUUGUUCCUUCUUUCAGUACACUGAGUGUGAUGGGAACCUGGUAUGUUACCAUCGUGGUCAUUAUCAAGUACCUCUGGCCAGACAGAGAGAUCACUCCAGGCUACAUUCCUACCAGGUGAGCACCACACACCUGUUGUGACACUGGCCCCUCACUACACGGAGCCAACAGCUUUCUACUAACCAUUUUAGCCUUGUUUUCUCCCCAUUCAGGCAGCAUCAUCUGCUUCCUCGUCAUCAUGCUUUGCUUCAGCUGCUAAAUUCUUGUAUUUGUUUCAGUGCUUCUUCCUGGACUGCAGUUUUCAAUGCAAUGCCCACCAUAUGCUUUGGUUUCCAGGUAUCUCUUCUUUUGGUUUCAUAAAGUUACAAUGCCCCCUCCCCCUUGAAAAGAGUUUAUUAUUAAAGCAAUCUUUUUGUCUCAUUUCUUUCUCUUUUUGCAGUGCCAUGUCAGCUGUGUGCCGGUGUUCGACAGUAUGAAAAAGAAGGAGAUCAAACCUUGGGGAUUGGUCGUCACUCUUAGCAUGAUAAUCUGUCUCUUCGUUUACACAGGAACAGGUAGGAAUAAUCUGAGAUGUGCUUUGUACCCAGACUCUAUCAAAUAAUCUCACAUUACUUGUGAACAGGAUUAAGACACUGUAAAAAGGUUUCAUAUUAUUAUCAAACAUUACACAGUCCUCGUGACCCACCUGAUGCAAAAUUAUACACACUAUAUUUUAGACUUCAUCCUAACUUGCUUUAUCUUUAAUGUGUGAGUAGUCUCAGAGUUUUGGCCCUGAAAAGUUUAAGUUAUGCACACAGCAAGACUAAAACUUGAACCGUGUUUUAAUUGAAAUGCUUUUGUGUCUGUCCAGGUGUCUGCGGCUUCCUGACAUUCGGCUCUAAUGUCAGUCAGGAUGUGUUGAUGUCAUACCCUCCUGAUGAUAUCGCCGUAGCUAUUGCCAGGGCUUUCAUCAUCAUCUGUGUCAUCACCUCCUACCCCAUUUUACACUUCUGUGGCAGGUAAUAGUUACACACAAAUGUCUAAUUUCCCCUUGACAACUGUAAUCUAGUUUGUUACGAUUCUAAUCAAGACGUGAAAAUUGCAGGGGCCCACCAUAAAUGAUGAAUAUAAAUAUCUAGAGGUCCAAUUUCGUUUCUUUUUACUGGCCAACUCAUAAAAAAAAAAAUAAUAUUAGUUACCUUUGUAAGGCAUGUGAUACUCUGGUGUCCAUAAUCUGUGACUCUGCAAACUAUUACCACAAUACUGACUAAGUGCUGAAAUGCCUUCAUGACACCCACAAAUGGCUGUCACAGGACUUCAUGCAACCUGAUUGAUAAGACAGAGAUAAUCCCAGGUGAAGAUAGUGAAAAUUCAGUCAAUUCUAAAUGUCUUGGACCGAUGUUAUUCAACACUGCAGAAAUAUUACUGUUAUUUUUCUUAAUCAAGACCUCAGUUUAGGCAAAUAUAUUCAGCAGAAGUUCACUUUGGCUUCGAUCAUGUCGGGAGCUUUUGAAGGAUUAGAUCUCUUCUCUCCCAAGAAAUGUGAAAUCUGUAAUUCAUGUUUUCAUAACCUCUCGAUGAUACUGUAAUUUUUCUCUCGCCCCCGGCUCAUCCAAAAAUCUGCUGCCAGGAUUUUGGCUCAAACUAAAAAAUGAGAUCAUAUCGCUCUGAUCCUCGCUGCUCUGGGUUGGAUAUCUGUGGCUGGGAGAAAUAAGAAUUGUCUUGCUUGUGUAGCACUGAGAGGCCUGGUUAGUGAUCAGAUGUACUUUACCUUAAAUCCCCUCCUGGACACUGAGAUCCUGAGAUCUUGUUGUUUCAGAUUCUACAUUAUUAAACGGGUAGAAGAGCUGAAGGGAACAAGCUCGGUCUACAAACUGUUUUUUUAAACAAUUCUUCUAAAAUCAACUUUUUGAUCAAGUUGUUACUGAUUUUCUGUAUGUUUUUUUUUCUGAACUUUGUACGUGUGGGAUUUUAUGACUUUUUAAAAAAUAGAUUCUUUUUGAGUUUUAUAGUCUGACACUUGUUUUACUGCAAAGAACUUUGUAACUUGAAUUAUGAUGAUGAUGAUUUAUUGUCAAAAUGGAAAGAGCAGUUUAUAUCAGUUUUAUAUCAGCCAUUAACUGACUCACUUGCAGAUGAGUAGAUUUUGUGUUUUAAAUAAAGGGGCCCCAGCUUGUGCACAUUUAAGGGGAGUUGAUGUGCUUUUUCUCCUCACUGCUCUCUGCUGUAACAAUGUGUCCUUCAGGGCAGUCAUUGAAGGACUCUGGCUGCGCUUCCAAGGGGAGCAGGUGGAGGUGUGUGUGCGUCGUGAACAGAGGAGGAGGAUCCUGCAGACGCUGGUGUGGUUCGUGGUCACCCUGGUCCUUGCGCUCUUCAUCCCAGAUAUCGGGCGUGUGAUCUCACUGAUCGGAGGAUUAGCAGCCUGCUUUAUCUUUGUCUUUCCAGGUGAAUCUUCCCUCAGUGCAUGUCAGACUAUUGAUUUUUGUACACUCUAUGUCACAAUAUAACAUGAUGCCUUUUCAACUUUUAUAGGUUUAUGUCUGAUGCAAGCCAAGCUGGCUGAGACUGACAACAGAUCUGUGAGGUAAGAUGGCUGUUGUUCUCACGUCUUCACUUUCUUAAACUUUUAAGUGGUGAUUGAUAAUAAAUCAGUUGAGCUGAAGCACAAGAAUCCAGAGUUCUUUAUGAACAAAGAGUGACUCAUUCACUCUGCUGUAGAGAGGUUUUAUCUCUUGGGUCGAUAUUGAAAAAUGUGUUAUCCAUAUUUAAUAAUCUUUUUUCCUUGAUAGUAAUUAUUUAUUUAAUGUCUCUCGUUUACAGCUGGCAUGGAUUGGUGAUCUUUGGUGUUGUCAUGGUUACAAUUGGUGCUUUCAUCUUCGGCCUCACCACGACCAACUCCAUCUAUCAAGACGUCGUCAGCUAA